AUGAGAAAUAGAUAGCAAUUUGGACAAUCAUUCAAAAUGAAUGCAUAGAUCCCAAAAAUAGAUAAGACUCCAGUCAAAAGAAGGAGUUGUGAAUGUUAAGAAUGUGGUUUAGUAAACAAAAAAAUGAAAUAUAUUGGAUAUAUUAUCUAAUAAUUUUAACCCUAUUUCAACGUAGCUCAUAAAUUGUUUGAAAAUGAAAGAAAGAAUGAUGAAAAGUAAACUAAAAUCCAACAACAGAAAUAGUUGAGAUUGAGAAAUAAAAGACAUAAUCAUAAUAAAGAUAUGCUCAAAAGAGCAGUCAAUGUUAUAACAUUAUAAGAGACAUUUGCAAAUAAUAGAAAAAAAAAUGUAGAACUACCUCCUAUCAAUAUGUGUUCUUUAAAAGAAAUUAGAAAUAAUUAAUCCAGUAAUUUGCUUUAAAUUGUACCUCAAAGAAAAAUGUGGGAUAAACGAUAGACUACAAUAAAGUUUCAAUACUAAUCAAAUGCUACACACAAUCAGAAAUGCUAAUUGCCUGCUACUCCAUUAGAAUCUCAUCUCGUUUUUAAAAUUAACAAAGUCAUCUACUAAUCAUUUAAUUUAAGACAUCAGUAAGGAACUCUUGAUGAUUUUCAGUUUAAAUUAAGAAUCAAUAUUUUUGAUGAAAAAACAGAACCAUAGCCAAUUAAGCAUCAAUUAAUCAUUCCACCUAUUAGACAAGAAGAAGACUAUGAUGAAGAAGAGUCUAUGGUUGAAUCUGUUCAAUAGAUGCCUAUUAAACAGAAGCCUAACAGAGAAGAAUAAUAUAAAUAAAUCUUGAAAUAUAAUAAAAGAAGCUUCGCUAAUUUAAUUGAAUAGGCCUAACUUACUGAGAGGAAAGCUAUCCAAAAUUUAAUUAAAACCAAUAAUAGUCAUAAAAUAUUACCACUAAUGCUUGAUUAAUAACCUUUACCAAUCUAUAUGAUCCAUAGUAAUUAUUUGGAUGCUCAAAAGACAUUCAGAAGUAAUAGGCAUAUUAAACUAGAUAAGUUAUAGCCAGCAACUGUGAAAUCAUAAAGUCAACAUGUUUAGAUAAUAAAUAAACACAAAAAGAACCUAACAGCUGGGUCUGUAUUAUUAAGAUUAUGA
This is a messenger RNA of Paramecium tetraurelia, 1107 nucleotides long. RefSeq lists its product as uncharacterized. Lineage: Eukaryota; Ciliophora; Oligohymenophorea; Peniculida; Parameciidae. The transcript is spliced from 3 exons. The record is from RefSeq and is a predicted model, not a curated record.